AUGAAGAGGAUAAGUUGCAUAACUUGUUGAAAUAUCCUGCUAAUUUCUUCAGGAGCAAGUGAAGACUGUUGCGAUUUGGGAGUCUUCGAAGAUAUUUUAGCCUGUAGUCUCUCCACAGACAACUACUCAAAUUAGGUGUUUAAUGGCUCAAAUAAAUUACUCCAAAACUAGGCAGGGUAUUUUAUUAAGAAAAUAUGCAGGAUUGGGUGAGAAAAUGAAGCAAAAAUAUGGAGAAGAUAAC
Moneuplotes crassus is the source of this 241-nucleotide messenger RNA. Lineage: Eukaryota; Ciliophora; Spirotrichea; Euplotida; Euplotidae. The record is from the annotation of a GenBank genome assembly.